Dipodomys ordii (Ord's kangaroo rat) is the source of this 2127-nucleotide messenger RNA. Its product is annotated as golgin subfamily A member 2-like. Gene Ontology annotation, molecular function: protein binding. Gene Ontology annotation, biological process: spindle assembly; Golgi organization. NCBI's taxonomy places the organism in Eukaryota, Metazoa, Chordata, Mammalia, Rodentia, Heteromyidae. Bases 1 to 2127 code for a protein of 708 amino acids. The transcript has 2 exons. The record is from RefSeq and is a predicted model, not a curated record. Gene Ontology annotation, cellular component: cis-Golgi network; Golgi cis cisterna; Golgi cisterna membrane.
AUGUGUCCUCCACCCAACCUUCUCCAUCCCAUCCCUGGCAUGUCUGGGCAGACAAGACAGAAAGAAACAGAUGCAGGACAGAAACUAUUGCAAGAAUUCCUGGAGAGGAAUUGUCCUGAUGGGUCCACUGAAGCCAACAGAAAGAAGAAAACUAAGAAGGGAGGUAACCUCAAGGCAAACAUCACUGGGGAUCAGAAAUCAACCAAGGGUAUGACCAAAGACACUGACCCUGAGCUUCCUGCUGUGUCCUUCCCUGCCAGUGUCCUUUCCAUAGACACUGGAAUAAGUAACAACAUGUCGGAAGUCCUCCUCCUUCAAUUCUCUAGGGAAUCUCCAUCUCGACAUAACCAACAAAAGGCAAUAGAGGAACGGGCAGAGCUGGAGAGAGAGCUACAGAGCAUGAAGGAUUUAGUGACAGCAUUAAGAUUGGAGAGAGAUAGCAUUGCAGAGAAGCUGAGGGUGGAGAGCUCCAUGUGGAAUGUCCAACAGUUCUUGGAGAAGAUGAGCCAACUGAGAGAGGACAAAGGCCAAGGGACAAACCUGCUAGAACUGAGAAAGCAGCUGGCAGAGCUGCUGCCCCCUCUGCUCCCCAUGCAGAAGAAGCUCGAGAACCUGGAAGAGCAACUUUACAUCCAGGUACGGGAAAACCAGAGCCUCCAUCUCCAGAAUCUGGAGCAGCAGGAGCGGCUGUGGUUUCUGGAGCAGCAGGCCAAGGUGUGGAAUCAACAUGCCUGGGAUCAACACAGGAUCCUUGAGACAAUGGAAAGAGACCAUGAGACCACAAGAUGUACUUUAUUGCACAACCGAGAGCUGAAAGAUCAGCUGGCUCAGCUGCAGGACGCCUUCCACAGGCUGAGCGGUGAGAAGGAGGAACUCACCAGUGUGUUGCGCUCAGAGCAGCAGGUGAAGAAACAUCUGCAGGAGAAGCUGGGCCAGCUAGAGAAGAAGUUAGGAGACUUGGAAGAGAUGGCUGAGUCAAAGAGCCAAGCAGCUCAGAAUCUGCAGGAACAGCAUGACCAGUCCCUAGCCCAGCUGCAGGAGCUCAGAGCCACCUGUGAACAGCACAUGGCCUCCAUUGAGCAGCUGAUCUCAGAGAAGGAGGCCCUGCAGCAGUACCUGCUGAAUCAGACCCAGCUGCUGGAGCAGCUGAAGCAGGAGCAGGUGAAGAGCCACAGGGUCUGUCGAAAGUUACAGAACACUCUGAAAAGUCUGAAAGUCACCAGACAUCAGAAUGAGCAGCUGAGGGCCCAGCUGAGCUUCCUGGCUUUCCCUAGGGAAGGCAAAGGAGUGGACAAAGCAGAGAAGGGUGAGGAGGUGACUCCACCUGAUGUGACUGUCCCCGAGGACGUAGACAACCCACAAACCAUGUGGGAUUUUUACCUUGACGCGAUGCAUGUUGCUGAAUCAAAGAAGGAGAGGCUCAGCCGGCAGCUGCGGGAGCAGCAGGCCCGCUGCAGUUGCCUGGCUAACCUGGCAGCCCAGUGCCAGAUAAAGCUGGAGCGCCAGACCCGCUUCCCAGAGAGCCGGAACCACAACGUUGCUGGGGAGAGAAAGCAGGACACGCAGGCACCCAAGAAAAAGCUGAAAAUCUGCUUCACCCACAACCUGCCCCGCGAGGUGGACUAUCAGAAGCAAUCGGAUGAACUCCAACAUGGAUGCAGCCAGCUGUCAGAACACAUGAUCGCCAUUGCAGAGGCCACUGUAUUCUCUGAUGGACAGAUGGCGAACCUGGAUGAGCUGGCCCAGGAGAAGCAGGAAAAGAAGGAAGAGCUGCAGGAGCUGCUGUGGCGCCUUGCAGGUGAGGGCGCAGGGCACCAAGGCCAGAUCCGGGCAGCCAUGCAGACCCCUGCUGCUGAGGCCGCCUCAGACGUCCCAGGCCCCACCAACAUGGAAGUUUUGGAGGAGCGGCAAGCCUUUGGAGAUGUGAAGUUUGAAGACAACCUAGAGGCAGCCCAGAGAGAGGCUGUGGUGCCUUGGCCCCUCAAGGACCGCUCUACAGAUCAGCUCGCGCUGGCGCAGCCUAAUACCCAGCACCUGCUAGAGCUUGCAGGCUUGGACGACCACCCCUGCUUCCCAUUGUUCUACAGGACGGAUGGGAAUGACGUGUUAGAGAUAAUUAUUGCCUAA